AGUUCUAACUUCUAACCUCAAACAUGUGCGAGUCUAGCCAGGAUAAAAGACCUCAAUUUGGAAACCGUUUUUUAUCCGAAGAAGAUAAUGUUUUCGAACACAAUGUAUGGUAUGAAAAAACAAAUAACAAUUGCUUUGUUUAAAUAUUCUUUAAAUUUUCAAUAUUGCACUACAUACAGAAAGAAACCUAAAUAUGGGUCUCGUUAUUUGAUUGAUAAAUCACAAGUUUAUGAUUUUAAUGCUUGGGACGAUGUGAAAUGGGAUGAAACCCAAGAAAAAGAGGCUCAAAAUAAAGUACAAGCAAAUAGUGAAAUUGAGUUUACUCCAGACGUUAUAGAAAAAUAUGAAAAAGAGGCUGAUAAAUAUUGGGAUGCAUUUUAUGAUAUUCAUACUAAUAGAUUUUUUAAAGAUCGACACUGGUUGUUUACUGAAUUUCCAGAAUUAACAGGGGAUAAAGACAAGUCACAAACAAUUUUUGAGAUUGGAUGUGGAGUGGGUAAUACUGUUUUCCCGAUUUUACGAUAUUCCACAAAUAAAAAUGUAUUUGUUUAUGGAUCGGAUUUUUCGUCAAAGGCAAUUGAUAUAUUGAAGAGUUCAGAAGAAUACAAUGAGGAGCGGUGUAAUGCCUUUGUUUUAGAUGCUACCCUAGAAAAAUGGGAUGUGCCAUUUGAUGAAAAUAGUAUUGAUAUAGUUAUAUUAAUUUUUGUCUUAUCUGCAAUUAACCCAACAAAGUUCUCAAGUAUCGUUUCACAAAUCUUCAAAUAUUUAAAACCUGGAGGUUUAGUAGUGUUUAGGGAUUAUGGUCGAUACGACCUUGCACAACUAAGGUUUAAACCUGGUCGGUGUUUAGGUGAGAAUUUUUAUGUGAGAGGCGAUGGAACAAGAGUCUAUUUUUUCACACAAGAUGAGGUAAAGUCAUUGUUCGAAGAUGCUGGAUUUAAGGAAGUGGAAAACAGAGUAGAUAGGCGCUUGCAAGUCAACAGGGGAAGGUUACUGGAAAUGUAUCGGGUAUGGAUACAGUGCAAAUACAGGAAGCCCUGAUAGAAACGAGUGCUUCGUUCCAUAUAUAUAUAUUCAUAUAUUACUUCUUUUAUUAACUUUCAUUACAUAAUUUAAUUAUGUUAAUUAAAAAGU
Anoplophora glabripennis (Asian longhorned beetle) is the source of this 1134-nucleotide messenger RNA. Its product is annotated as methyltransferase-like protein 2. The transcript is spliced from 4 exons. NCBI's taxonomy places the organism in Eukaryota, Metazoa, Arthropoda, Insecta, Coleoptera, Cerambycidae. The record is from RefSeq and is a predicted model, not a curated record. Gene Ontology annotation, molecular function: tRNA (cytidine-N3)-methyltransferase activity. Bases 88 to 1041 code for a protein of 317 amino acids.